UCGGUUGUCGAUGAAUUUCUACUUGUGUGGAUAAUUAAAAUGACGUCACUGCUGCUACUUCUGGUGAUAAUAGUAUCAGUGACUGCAAUGCCAGUAUCGAAAAGUUCAACGUCCGAUGGAUCGAACGACGUGGAUUCACCAAAGAGGCUUACAAAGAGAUUGGAAAGUGGAAAAAAAUCAGAAGAGCCAGAUGAUCCUGAGGUACAUCUCCACGAUAAGAAUUGGCCAACCACAAAGAAGGGUCGAAUGCACAAGGCCUUCUUCCUCAACUACCCUUAUACACCCCAAAUCAAUAAACACUCGUCUCCCACUCCAUCUCCACUCGAAUACGACGUGAUUGAGGAGAGAUCCCCAGGACACAGAAAAAAAUACCAGGACAGCAAAAUUUUCUACAUUCGUUUGCCACCUUCGCCCUAUUUCUUCGUACCAGGUAUGGGGUACAUCUCAAAUCCCCCAAAAUUCACAUCAUCAUCGCUACCUCAGACGAGUCAAAAGCCCGGAAGACGUCGUCCCCAGAAUUCAGUUAUCAAUCUGCCCAUUGAUUUUGUCAGCAAUGGAAAGCCGACGGGGGUUUAUCAAUAUGAUAACCCCAGGAAACCGUCCAAGAGGAAGGAUACAACUCCCUCUAAACUCAGAAAAGGACCUUACACAUUCAAUGGUCGACCUAUGAGUCUUUAUAUUCUUGGACCCAAUGGAGAACAGACCAGGAGACAGCCCAUCAUCUACUCCGAUGUCGAUAGCAAUAAUAUCUAUUAAUUUGGAGAUGGAAUCAGCUGGGGAAUUCCUUCAGUAUUUUCCUACGUGAAAAUCAUGUGUGCGUGACUGUGUUGGUGAUUCUCUCGAGUGGCUAGCAACUUGUUCUGGCAACUUAUCCGUCAGUGUCCUUGAACGAUGCAUGCCAAACUCUCUUCGACGAAUGACUCGUUCUCGUUUGAUGAUUCACCGCAUCUAGAAAAUCUGUGCAACUUGGACAGGUGUUUAAAGAAUAAUAUUUGAGUGAGGAAUAUGUCACUUUCUCGAUUCCUUCAACCAGUGAUUAUUUUUGGACGCAAUAUUCUCCUGUGGGGAAGGUGUAAUGUGUGAUUGAAAUUGACAAUUAGCAAAUGACUUUUGCUCAAAUAUUUUGGUUAGUUAAGUCUUGUAAGGAUUUGAGACAUUUUUGGAGUCAGGAUUUUUUUUUUUUAGUGCGAGGGGAAAAUUCAUGAGUUGUCAAACAAGUCUUGCUCAGCCGGACAUAUCUUCUGGUGAGAAUGCAUUCUUUUCAGGAUUUGAGGAUCUUUUAUAGAGUCAAGUCUAUCGAGAAAUAUUUUCCCUGUAAGUUAUACGAUCGCUGUCAUGUUAUUAUUAUUAUUUCGUUUAAGAAUUAAUUUUUAUCUGUGAUUGUUGGAUAGCAGAGAAUUUGAGAAGCGGGAGUUAAAUAUGAGAGAGGCCCAAAAAUUUUGUAUUUUUUUUUCUCCUUUCCGGGUAAAAAAAAUUGUAAUCGGAAUAUUUUUUCCUAAUUUUCAAAAAAUCUCUGGAAAACUCUUCAGAAAAUGGGAAACAAAACAAUUUUAUUUUUGGA
Messenger RNA from Fopius arisanus, 1561 nucleotides. RefSeq lists its product as uncharacterized. Bases 40 to 756 code for a protein of 238 amino acids. NCBI's taxonomy places the organism in Eukaryota, Metazoa, Arthropoda, Insecta, Hymenoptera, Braconidae. The transcript has 2 exons. The record is from RefSeq and is a predicted model, not a curated record.